CCCUGUCUCUUUUCUCUCAUAAUUUACCCUAAAUCCCAAGCAGCAUUUUUAUAUUUACCUUAAAUCCAAAGCGGCGUUUUCCCUUUCGAGCACAAACAGUCAUGGACGGCGGCCUCGUGUCUCCACUUUUGCAAAUCCACCAGCCAGAGCCAAACAGGAGCAAGGUUGUUGAAUCGGAGGCUGUUGAACUUAUUGGGAGCAAGCCUGUUGAAUCACAGGCUGUUGAAUCGGAGGCUGUUGAACCUAUUGGGGGCAAGGCUGAUGAAUUGGAGGCUGAUGAAUCAGAUACUGAUGUAUCAUUGUUUGAUGAAUCUGAUACUGAUGAAUCGGAUACUGAAAAACUUAUUGGUCGUGAAUGUGAGUAUUGUUUAAAGGUGGGUGUUCACUUUACCCAAACAUGCCCUUACAAGUAUCAUGUCCCAAAGAACGCAAUUGUUAGCAGGAGGUGUGUGGUAGUUUGUAAUUUUUGUGGUUGCCUCUUUAGAGACUCAUGUUGUGGCAGUUGUGGCCUAAGCGAUGGAUGUGCAGUUCUCAUGGAUUGUUUACAUUGUGGGAAGAUAGCUGCACCGGCUUCCGUUUUGGGUUCCCAAGGAGGCAGUCGCUGGUGAGGGGUCUAUCUUAACGCUAUGUGGUACCAAGAGGGAAUCAGAAGCGUGUAGAAACUUGUGUUAGGCAUCUGAUUGUUCGUGGCAUGGCUUUUUCUGGUAAGCGUAGUUUUUGUAUCGAGGAUUUUGUUGACAAGACGGAGGAGACCAGCCUCGAGGGGUCUCCAAGGUCUCCCUAAUAAUUCUCAUAUGGAACGUUCGU
Prunus avium (sweet cherry) is the source of this 807-nucleotide messenger RNA. The record is from RefSeq and is a predicted model, not a curated record. NCBI's taxonomy places the organism in Eukaryota, Viridiplantae, Streptophyta, Magnoliopsida, Rosales, Rosaceae.